Molecule: messenger RNA, 1869 nt
Organism: Aspergillus fischeri NRRL 181
Lineage: Eukaryota; Fungi; Ascomycota; Eurotiomycetes; Eurotiales; Aspergillaceae
Product: DUF3176 domain-containing protein
Exons: 3
Coding region: 1-1869 (622 amino acids)
Source: RefSeq, a predicted model, not a curated record
AUGCCAUCACAAGAAGAACAAUCAUGGCAGCAAAUUCGUACGCAAUAUGGGAAAACUUGGUCGUGUUCCAGUUUACGUUCAUACGAACAACUGGACGCGGAUGCACGGUCACAGCGAAGUCACGGGACUGGAAGAGAUCCCAGUCCAUCCCCUGCGGUACAAGACGAGAAGGAACAGCCUCAAAAGACCGUAGAGACAUUAAUCUCGGACUGGUAUGUCUGGGAGGUGCUGGCAGUGCUGGUCUCAGCAGGUACCCUCGGUGCUAUGGUCGCCAUGCUCAUCCAUUUUGAUCACAAGCCCCAGCCUGCCUGGAGACUGCUGUCACUCAACUCGGUCAUUUCCUGGUUGAGUACCAUUUCGAAAGCCUGUGUUUUGUUCUCGAUCAAUGAAUGCAUCGGACAGCUGAAGUGGGUGUGGUUCGGACAAAGGCAGCAGCGCAUGGUGGAUCUCCAGUCGUUUGACACGGCCAGUCGCGGUUUCUACGGGAGCGCCGUGCUCAUUUGGAUACUAAAAGCCAGGCAUUUUGCCGUCUGGGGUAGUCUGGCUAUCAUCCUGGCACUCGCCUUCGAUCCCUUCGUCCAGAAUCUGGUUCAUUACUACCCAAACUUGGUGGCGGAUCCCUCGCAAAAGGCCUUCCUGGCAAACAGCACCAGAUAUGACACUGCCGGCUUGCUUGGUCGCGGUGCUAGCAGAGUCGAUCCCGUACUCAAAGCAAAUGUGUACAGCUCGCUCUUCAAUGCGGAUCAGAGCAAGCCAUGGACCAUUCCUCAGUACCUCUGUAGCUCGAGUAACUGCACCUGGGACCCAGUGGCAUCGUUGGGAGCUCGUGCGGUCUGCGCCAAUGUUACUGACCAUCUCAUUUCCUCAUGCCAAAAUGUCACACAUGGUUAUCGUGGGACAUGGAACUGCUCAUUAACGCUUGCAAAUAGCAGCACAACGGUAUGGUUUGUUCCGAACACAGUGAUGCGUCGUCCACUCGCAGUAAACCCGGCCGUGACUUCAGCUCUGGUAUACAAAAAUGCCACAUUUAGUCCGAUCCAGUUCAUCGCAGCGAGAGGCAUCACAAGCGAAAGAGGAGGAACAAUACCGAAGAUUGACCUCGACACUAAAUGGGAAGCAAUCGAGUGUUCCAUCGAGCCAAUAGUGCAGAGCAUCCGGGCUCGCGUGGAGGACAAUAUCUACAGCGAGGAUGUCCUCGCUACCUGGGCACAAAGCAAUCUCACAGACGGGCGCAUUUUCAAGCCCAACUGGGGCCCAGAGUUGGGAGCCUCCCCGACCCAGAACUUUUCGAUUGAUGUCAUAGCCGGCGCCGCGAUUGACGACUUUUUGAAAAGUACCUUCAACGGCGCUUUUAUUCAAGACCUCUUCGCGUCCUAUUACGCGCCUUCCAGAAUGGAUUAUGCAGGAUCGGAUGUCAUUGAAGCCCUGGCAACGGGCAACGUCAGCGGCUGCAGUCUCGACGCCGUAGACAAGUUCAACUGCAGCAUGCACAACGUGGCAGCUGCCAUCUCGAAGAGUUUCCGUGAUUCGGCGUACAUCAGUGCGGGUUCGGAUCCCAGCAAGGCGCAAAUGGCUGCUGGACGUGUGAUGAGAAGCAUGACCUAUGUCGCUGUUCAAUGGCAGUGGAUUGUCUUGCCGGUUCUGGUGUGGUUGCUUGGAGUGAUAACGCUGGUUGGUACCGUAUGGAAGACGCGGAGGGCCGGAGCUCCCAAGUGGCGGAAUGACCCUUUGCCUUUGCUGUUUCUGUACCGCGAAGAGAGGAACGAAGGAGUCUCGGACAGGGAUAUCAACCAAAGGGCGGACAGUUUGAAGGUCAAAAUGUACGAGAGUGAUCAAAAGAGGCUUCUGGGGAGCUUAUAUAAGAUUUGA